Messenger RNA from Botrytis porri, 405 nucleotides. RefSeq lists its product as uncharacterized. Bases 1 to 405 code for a protein of 134 amino acids. The transcript is spliced from 3 exons. Lineage: Eukaryota; Fungi; Ascomycota; Leotiomycetes; Helotiales; Sclerotiniaceae. The record is from RefSeq and is a predicted model, not a curated record.
AUGGGCAUCAGAAAUGGACCUGCCCUGCAGAUACAAGAAAUUGGCGUGGGAUGUAUUUUGUGGCUCCCACCUUUCAAUGACUCUAAUGGAGAUUUACUACCCCUUUGUCAACGCCAUACUGGGAUAGAAAAACAUUUGCUGAGCAUUAACGGAUUUGACCAUCCAGUGGUUGUUCUCGACAUUUACAACCCAGGUGAUUCGAAUUCUUCUAUUCAAUUCCUUAUAUUGAGUUCACAGGACUCAUCGAAUUACAGAUACUCUGCCCCGCUUAGAUAUGGAAGCCCUACUCAGUUCGGAGCAAAAUACUCUCUUGAGAGUCAAAAAUGGAUUGCUGCAAGCACCAUCACUAGCUCUACCGCCACCCACUCGACAACUACAAACCGUGAAUCAACAUCGUGGGAAUAG